UCAGGAUAUUGAAGAUACAGGACGCCCCGCUCACAGAUCAGCAAGCCGCGGCGCUGGGGCGGGCAGUCGGAAGCUGCGACCUGGACAAGCUGGAUUUGAGCCGGAGCAUCCAGAAUGACAUUGGCCUUGCAGCAUUUUGUGACGCAGUCUUGAGCGCCAGACCAUGGAGGCGGCUCAAGACGUUGUACAUGGAAAACGCUGCGAAUAUUUCGCGCGCUGGCGGCGGUGCUUUAGGAAAACUGCUUCUGGCAAAGGACCCUGAAGAAUUGUUUCUGAACGGUGGGCGCUUCGACCGUAAUGCGCUGCUCGCUUUGAAUGAAGCUCUGGCGGCGAACUGGUCUUCACAGAUGCGGCAUCUCCUCAUGCGGGACAUGAGCUUAGAUGACGGGGACCUGCAGAUAGUUGGAUCGCUGGUUUCCAGGAUGCCGCAUAUUGAAGGUUUGAACUUGGGCGGACGUAACAUCUUCGGCACAAAUACUGCGGGAAACAGCCUCUCCGGCUUCUACACCUGGGCCCCCUUGCUUGCAGCCCUGCAGCGCCGGCCUCCGUUGCGGCGUUUGGUUCUCGGCGGCCCUCCGCGGUUCUAUUUGGACCCAGUGAUGGUCAACAUCAUGUACGCGCUGCUGAACAUUACCUCCAUAGAAUUUUUGGACUUCAACGGCUUCUACCUGGACUCUUCCGUGCACGUGGCGUGGCGCAAUGCUCUCGCCUGGCCCAACAGGA
This is a messenger RNA of Effrenium voratum, 723 nucleotides long. Lineage: Eukaryota; Dinophyceae; Suessiales; Symbiodiniaceae. The record is from the annotation of a GenBank genome assembly.